Molecule: messenger RNA, 996 nt
Organism: Lathyrus sativus (Indian pea)
Lineage: Eukaryota; Viridiplantae; Streptophyta; Magnoliopsida; Fabales; Fabaceae
Source: the annotation of a GenBank genome assembly
AUGUCUCUCAGAAUUCUCCGAUCUCGAUUCUCCUCCGUAGCUUCAUCUUCAUCGAAGCGAUUCCUCUCAAUAAAUGCAGCUCCUCAACCUCCUCCUUCUUCCGCCACUUCCCCUAACCGCUGGAACUUCCUCAAAUAUGCUGUCAUCGGUGCUUUCACCGCAACCACUGUUUUUACCGGCUACGCGUCUUACGCUUAUAGUGCGGACGAAAUAGAUGAGAAAACAAAGUUGUUUCGUCAAUCAGCUAAGAACACUCCAGCUGAUGGAGCUACGGCUCUCGAUAAAUUUCAAGGGCUGGUAUACUCAACUGCAGUUACAGUGCCUGCUAAAGCAGUAGAGCUUUAUUUGGACACAAGAAGGUUAAUUGAAGAACAAAUUAGGAGUUAUACAGAGCCAUACACAGACAAGCUCCUUCCAGAUUUGCUUCCUCAGGAGCAACAUGUGUUCACACUUGUUCUAGAUCUCAAUGAAACAUUGAUUCACUACAUUUGGACGCGAGAUACAGGCUGGCAGACUUUUAAAAGACCUGGAGUUGAUGCGUUCUUAGAACAUUUAGCUCAGUUCUAUGAAAUAGUAGUGUAUACAGAUGAACAAAAUAUGUUUGUAGACCCUGUUAUAGAGAGGCUGGAUCCCAAGCACUGCAUUAGGUACAGGCUAUCAAGGCCUGCUACUAAGUAUAAGGAUGGGAAACACUAUAGAGAUAUUACAAAACUAAACAGGGACCCUGCAAAAGUUAUGUACUUAAGUGGCCAUGCUCUUGAAAGUUGCUUACAACCUGAGAACUGUGUCCCUAUUAAGCCAUGGCUGCAGACUGAUAAAGAUGAUACAGCUCUUGUGGAUUUCAUACCAUUCCUUGAGUUUGUUGCCCGUAGUAGUCCGGCUGAUAUAAGACCAGUGCUACAGUCUUACCAAGGAUCUGAUAUUCCAAGUGAAUUCAUCAGGCGUUCCAAAGAGCAUAUGAGGAAAACACAAGGACAGAAACGUUUCUGGAAAUGA